Messenger RNA from Salvia hispanica, 465 nucleotides. RefSeq lists its product as uncharacterized. Lineage: Eukaryota; Viridiplantae; Streptophyta; Magnoliopsida; Lamiales; Lamiaceae. The record is from RefSeq and is a predicted model, not a curated record.
AUGGUGCUUGCUACCAUUGCAAAAGGAAGCUCCCUGACCAGGGUCGCUUUCGUUUUUGCUCAAUUGCGUGCAAGGUAUUGCAUCAGAAGUGGGGAGCACUACAACCACAAUAUUCUCACUAUUUACAGGCUUGUUUACCAAAAUGUUGUCCCUCUAAGUGAGAUGAAAGAAUACAUUGACUGUGACAAAAUUCAGCCCUACAAAUGCAACAAGAAAUGGGUUGUGUCGUUGACUCCGCUGCCGCACAACGGGUCGGGUUCACUAAUUGAGGGCGAUGGCGCUUGCUGCCUUUGCAAAAGGAAGCUCACUAACCCGGAUCGCUUUCGUUUUUGCUCGAUUGCGUGCAAGGUUCAAACUGAUGUAGGAGAUGGUAGGGUUGAGCUCUAUGUGAAGCCAGAGGUUGUGCAGAAGCCCAGUCGUAAGCGCGGGAGGAAGGGAGUGCCGCACCGAGCACCUUUCUUAUAA